GCGAAAAUAGAAGUUGGAAAUAGAUCAAUUAUGCAAGAUUAAGAUUUGGAGCGAUAUCCUAAAUCUAUUUAUGGCUUUCUUACAAAAAAGAUGGACUUAGAAGCACGAAAUUCCUGGAAGAAUGUACGUCAUUUAAUAAAUUGAAGACAUCAAAGAUUAAUUGUAGACGCAGCAAUUAUAGCCAUUAAAAAUUUUAUUAAGUGAAAACAGAUUAAAAGCCAUGUAUGAUAAUGAUUAGUUGGAUUCCUAAUACAUUAUUUCUAUAAUUAGUGAAGAGCACUUCAAGCCAAUGAUGGAUGAAUACACAAAUAAAGUAUUAAUUAAUGGAGCUAUGCCUCCACUAAUUAAAUUUGACUAAUAUAAUUAAAUUAGAAAUUAAAUAAUAGAACUCUAUAAAGUGUUUUUUUUUGGAGAUCCUUUAAGUUAAUUAGAAAGAGAGAUUGAAUUCAGAUAUCUAGCACUUAAAUAAAGUAAAUUCUUUAAGUACCAGAUGUAAUAAAGAUCAAAAGACAAAUGUUUAUGGACUCAUAGUUAAUAAAGAAGAGUUGAAUUGAUGAAAAAUUGGAUGGCAAGAGAUAUUAAUUUGUUUGAUGAUUUGAGACCCAUCUAUGAGCCAUUGUUAUUAAAUCAAAAGAUAAAAAUAUAUUAGCAAUUAUUGAAAAUUGAUGAUGCAUCUAUCAAAGAAAAAUUGCAAUUUCAUUUAAUUGAAAAGCAUACAUUAUAAAAAUCAAAAAGAAGACUAGUAACAAUAGCCCAAACACUAUUUACUAGAACUAUGCUAUACACUAAUUGCAUAGAAUUCCUAAGAGUCUUAGAUGUCCCUCCUGAUUUCCAUAUUGAAUUAUCUAUAAUUAAUAUUCAUAUUUGGUUGAUUUGCAAUAGACUGUAAUAGAUUAACACAAGAGAAUCAAAUAAUUUAGCCACUUUACUAUUUAAAGCCUGUGAUAGGCAUAUAGCUAAUGAAGUAGAUAAAAUUCAUCUUAGAAAAAAACACGAUUUAGUUAGGGAUAUUGAAGCCUAUAUGUAGACAGGUCGAAAGUAUUUGGAGUACCAUUUUAAUCGCAAUGUUAAAACUGUUAAGAAUAAUUACUUUAAAUUGGAUGCAUUGAUAUGGAGUAUUAUAUUCUUUGAAAAGAUCCCUAGAUAUAGUGAUAAAGUAUUCUUAGUAGCUGAAUACAUCAAAUCAAAUUAUGAUUUCUUAAACACUUUACCAUAUGAAUCAUUUGAGGAUUGUAUUGUAGAAUUUGAUACUUUCAAAAUGAGAAUAGACUACAAGACUUAGUUGCUCUAAGUAAACCCUCCUCUCUCAGAGGUAGAAUUUGAAUAAGAAUUCUUAUCAGACAAUAAAGUUAAGAAAUAUUAUUACUCAUUCGAAGAUUAGGAAAAUAAAGUUAUAGAGCUUCCAAAAUUUGAGUCUGAAAUCAAAUCUCUGUUAGAAAGAAGAUUAGAUGUCUUGGGAGAAAAUAUUAGAUAUAUCAUAAAGAAAUACUAAAAUUUAGAGACAUUUGAUCACUUUUCAACUCAUGAAGAAUAGAUAAAAUAAGAAUAAAAGAAGCAAAAAUACAUUUGGAAUACAUAAGUAGAAAGAGAUCCAGAGGACUUGAGAAAACUAAUAAAGCAAAGAAGAAUUUAAUAAAACAAUAUGUGA
This is a messenger RNA of Paramecium tetraurelia, 1648 nucleotides long. RefSeq lists its product as uncharacterized. Lineage: Eukaryota; Ciliophora; Oligohymenophorea; Peniculida; Parameciidae. The record is from RefSeq and is a predicted model, not a curated record. The transcript is spliced from 3 exons.